GCGGCACCUGCCGGCUGAGAGCUUCUUCUGCAGAGAAUCGCAGCAAAGAGUCUCCUCUUCCUCUCUUUUACAACAAUGCAAAGUGAGGAUAACGGUGUGAUUCUGAGAAGCACUUGCUCCAGACCCUCCCUGCAAUGGUACAUCCUCGUUGAAAACAAGAUGAGAAGAGCCAAUUUGCUGUUAAAAGACUUUCUCAAGUGUACAUUGGUUGUGUUUGGAGUGUGGAUUCUUUAUAUCCUCAAAUCAAAUUAUCUUACUGAAGAAUGUGACAUGAAAAAUAUGCAUUAUGUGGACCCUGAACGCAUAAAGAGAGUUCAGAAAUUUGCUCAGCACAUCUUAGAAAAGGAAUGCCGGCCCAGGUUUGCAGAGAAGUUGAUGGCACAGUUGUUUGAGCCUGGCUACACUGUGAACUUAACACCUUUUGUGAAGAGGAUCCCCCAAGAAAACGAAGCCGAGUACCAGUACAGGCCUCCUUUUGGAUUCCGGGAGUUCUCUAGGGAAGUCCAGACCCUCUUGGAAAUCUUGCCAGAGCACGACUUCCCUAAACACUUGCAAGCGAAGAGCUGCCGGCGCUGUAUGGUUGUUGGCAAUGGUGGGAUCCUCCAGGGGCUAGAGCUGGGCGAGGUCUUGAACCAGUUUGACAUUGUGAUAAGGUUAAACAGCGCACCAGUUGAAGGUUAUUCAAAACAUGUUGGAAAUAAGACAACUAUACGGAUGACUUAUCCAGAGGGUGCUCCACUGUCUGAUCUGGACUAUUAUGCCAAUGAUUUGUUCGUUACUGUUUUAUUUAAAAGUGCUGACUUCAAGUGGCUUCAAGCAGUGAUAAAAAAUGAGACUCUGCCAUUUUGGGUACGAUUCUUCUUUUGGAAGGAUGUGGUAGAAAAAAUCCCACUACAACCAAAACAUUUGCGGAUUUUGAAUCCGGUUAUUAUCAAGGAGACCGCCUUUGAUAUUCUUCAGUUUUCAGAGCCUCAGUCGAGGUUCUGGGGCCAAGACAAGAAUGUGCCCACCAUUGGGGUCAUAGCUGUCGUUUUAGCCACACACCUGUGCGAUGAAGUCAGUUUGGCGGGUUUUGGCUAUGACCUUAGUCAACCCAAUACACCUCUGCAUUAUUUUGACAAUCAAUGCAUGGCCGCCAUGAACUUCCAGACGAUGCAUAAUGUGACCACAGAGACCCAGUUCCUGCUAAAGCUGGUCAAGAUGGGCGUGGUGACGGACCUGAGUGGGGGCAUCCACUGAAUUCUGAGCAGAAAACCUCGCUGUGAAAUGUCUCAGCCUGGACCUGAGAGGGCGACCUUGCCUUGCCUUCUUCAUGCAUUCUUCCUACUCUGCACUUGGACCAGCAGCUGCAGUUUUUAACUUGGUGUCAAAACACCUCACACUGGAAACAGUUUUCUCCAUCCUACUUUCUUUUUAAUUGGGCCUUCCUUGAUACCAUUGUUUUUGUAUCAAAAAUUUUGUAAGCUAACUUUGUGAAUGGAGUGGGAAAAGACUUUACCAGGAGAGUAGCAUCUAAUGGAGUGUUCUGGUAUUUCAAGCAAGACGUUUUCUUUGUGAAAAUUCCGUCUUGGUCUACUGUCCAUGGAAUGGCAGAGAGUUAAGUGCUAGGUUUAGUGGGCUGGUCCAUUGGGCACCUUGAGGUCUGUUUUCCUGCACCAGGGAUUUAAAUUCUUCUCAGUAGCUAAUGACCAGAGAAGUCCACGCUCUCUCCCUGUGUGCCUCUCAGGGGGAGAUUGUGGCUUAUAGAGCAAAACAGUGUUUUUCUGGUCCUGUGUCUUAUGCUUUUCUGUGAAUUCUUGCAUUUCAUGUUUAAAGACUAUUUAAGAGAAAAUACUCUUGAGCCAAGGAUGUGGCUUGCAUGUGUGCAGCCCAGUUGGAGCUUUGGCAAUGAGAGAGAGAAAAAAACACUUUCAUAGUCUUACCACUUUGCUGACUUUAUUUUGAAUGUUGGCACUCAGGUGGUGGUCCAUGGUUGUCUGUGGCUCAGGCAAGACCACCAGGUCUGUACUGUAUAUCUCCAAUGCCAUACUCGGGGUCUGCUCACAGAAAUCCAUAUGUAUAUAUUGAUUUUGGUCCACACCUGGCAGUGCUCAGGGGCUACUCCUGGCUCUCAGCUCAGAAAUCACUUCUGCCGGGGCUCGAGGGACCAUGUGGGUUGUUGGAAAUUGAACCCCGGUCAGCAGCAUGCAAGACAAGUUUCCUACCUGCAGUACUAUCGCACCACCUUCUGACACUCUAAUAUUUAAAGAAAAGACCAGGGUUUGAUACAUCAACAUUCCCAAUAGUUAGGUCCAAAUAAUGGAGUUAGGACUGGUUUUUGGAAAACUUAGCCACUUUACCUGGAACUGGGCCUCCACCCUUUUCCUUCCUUUAUCUGGCUAACUUUUGAGCAUCGUGAAGAGUGAUAUGGGUUAGCAGGUUCUCAGCAUUGUGUGGAUUAACUAGUUUUAACGAGGAUCAAAGAUUUGGGGUUACCCAUUUUGUAGAAGACAGGGUCAAGACCUCUCAGUGUCUGUAUCUGGGUUGGCAUUUCUGCUGGAGAUACAAGUAGGGGCAUCUCCAGCGUAGAGGCCCUCUGCCUCUUUGAUUUUCUUUGUCCAUGGACAUUUUCUGUCAUGUCACCUGAGCCUCCCAAGACUGAGGAAUAUGGAGCUGGUGUUUUGGCAAAUGUAGGCCUGGUCCUAUUCCACUCCUGUCCUCUGUGUGACCUUAGUGCCCACUUCCAUUCCAAGGUCCAGGCCUCUUGACCUCUACUCAUUGGCAGGCAUUACAUACCCUCAUCUUUUUGUCAUAAACUUUGGAUCCUUGCCACAUGUGGAGUCAACAUAACUGACAGUAAGGGACCUGAAAGAUUCCUUUAAAAUAAAUGUAUGACCUAUUAUUAGCAGUGUUUGAUUUAUAAAACCUAGUUUUUAGAGCCAUGUGAAAAUUUCUCUGGCAAAAGGAAUAACAGGAAAAGAGGUUUAAGGAGCUUUGUCCUAAGCAAAUAAAAGGUAAAAGUUUUUCUUUUUAA
Messenger RNA from Suncus etruscus (white-toothed pygmy shrew), 3013 nucleotides. It is a transcript of the gene ST3GAL5, whose product is annotated as ST3 beta-galactoside alpha-2,3-sialyltransferase 5. NCBI's taxonomy places the organism in Eukaryota, Metazoa, Chordata, Mammalia, Eulipotyphla, Soricidae. Gene Ontology annotation, molecular function: lactosylceramide alpha-2,3-sialyltransferase activity. The transcript is spliced from 8 exons. Bases 76 to 1239 code for a protein of 387 amino acids. The record is from RefSeq and is a predicted model, not a curated record.